Messenger RNA from Dromaius novaehollandiae (emu), 4637 nucleotides. RefSeq lists its product as uncharacterized. Lineage: Eukaryota; Metazoa; Chordata; Aves; Casuariiformes; Dromaiidae. Bases 1399 to 2229 code for a protein of 276 amino acids. The record is from RefSeq and is a predicted model, not a curated record. The transcript is spliced from 14 exons.
GCCGUCAAUAGCGGAGACGAAGCGGGAGGCGGGCUCGGCGGGCUCGUUCGAACGGCGCGAGGCGGCGCGGCAGCCAAACGCGCCGCGCUCCAGGUGAGAGCUCGUCUGCGGUGCCGCCGGAGCCCAGUCCUUGUCUGUACUCUGCUGGAAAUGCACCUGUGCAAACUUCGUGUGGCAUCACCAUCUCAAAGUGUUUCGUGAGUAUUGUCUGGCCGUAAACCAGUAGCUCAACCCCGCUGGAAGCAGCUUGCACAGGAAGGCCGCUCCCUCGUCAGCUGAUGUUUCAGAGAAGGCAAUGAAAGAGCUUAAGAGAGAAUCCAGGUUGGUGGUGGCCAGACUGGAAGACGCCGUUCGGAAGCUGCUUGUUGUCCGUCGGCACACCCAGAAGACGUGUCCCGUUUCCUGCAGGGAACGAUGGCAGCCCUGAGCAUCGUCUGAGACUGUCUGCCGCUGCUUCUAGGAUUCAGCUGGCGGCUCGUCUAAUGCUGCUGUGUAUCGAGGGGAUGGUGGAUGACCAAAACAAGGAAAUCUUUACAGGAGUUGAUGUAAUCUUUUUUACCACUACCUGAAGAAGCAGAAUCCCUCGUGCAUAGUGGAUCAGACGCAUUUACCUUGGUGUGAUUUUAAUUUCACCCCCAGCUGCAGGUGGUUGAGGGUGGAGGCAGCUGCUCUGAAAUUGCCAUCUCGGUCUGUUCGAGAGCCGCAGGACCACGCCGAUAAUCCAGGAUAGCUGCAACUGAAGGGAAGAUGGCAGCUGCGAGGGAGCUUCAGCUGUGCGGUAUUAAAACCUUGCAGGCCGGCGGGGGACUAAUGUGUUACACACUUCCAGUUUUGAUGCGCUAUUGAGGAAGAACGCAAAAGGUUGCCCCAAUGCCUUUGUGAAUUAAGGCCUUGAAAGCAGUUUGUCCUCAGUAAAGAUGGUCUUACUCCGCUUGAAGGUGCAACUCCCCUAAUAAUAACAUCCACCAUUUGCUGCUGACUGCAGUGAGACCGAUGCCAAAAGCUGUUCCUCUUCCUGGCGUCUGGCAGCAGUCAGACCCACACCCGUGCAGCGCAAGCCCGGGGUGCUCGGCAGACGUCUGAAAUCUGGCGACCUCCCUGCCGGCUGGCCGCCCCUGCGAGCUUUGGUCCUGGUCGCAAAGGACGUGUGUGGCAGAGCCCCAAGUAGGAUCCGAGCCUUUCGGCCUCUCGUAGAGGUACAAGACCAUCUGUCUUCAGCAGCAACGGGCUGCUUGCGUAGACGAAAUGGAGAGGAUUGCCACCUGACCCGCUCUCGCUGAAGGGUCUGUUGACUGCGGAUCGCAAAGGGCCGGACUCCUUAGGAAUCCUCUCGCCUCUCCAGAGCAAGUCGUUUCAGCGUGCUGGUGCAAACAGAACAGGUUAUUUCUGCGGGCGUGAAUGAAACCGAGGGAGCCCCACGCCGGAUGGGAAGUGCUGUUCUGGACCAGUCCUUCGUGGCGUUUGAUAACGUGCUUCUCGUCAUUUAACAGAAACGCCCUUCCCCGGCUCAGCGCCCGGUGCCAACAGAACACCUCGCAGGAUCCACGGCGGCGCAGACGACUUUGGCGAUCUCGGGAGCUGCAGAAGGCGGCAGCUGGAUGCUCAAGAGCAGAGGAUCUAUCAACUGCAGACCAAGCAGAGGGGAGGCAGGCAGAGCUGGAGCAGCGAUGCAGCCGGAGCAGCGGCUCGGGCAGGAGCUGGAGGCCAGCCGCCCGCCGAGGAGGAAGCUCGGGAGCAGCCUCACAGUCCCUUGGACGCGCUGCCAGAGAGGAAAAGGAGGAACAACACGCGUCUGACCAGCGCUGUACUGUGCACGCGGGACCCGCAGCGGCCAGCGCCGUGCCUGCUCGGCUGCCAGCCUGGCCCUGGCUCCCCCGUGCUCCGGACACCAGGGUGACCAGUGCGGCUCGGCGAAGGCACCGAGGGCGCGACACGGGCACGCGGAGCGCGGCACUGCCGGCCUCGCCUCUGGUCCGCUUCAGCUCUCGAGCACUUCGUGUCGAGAGCACCGUUCCUCCCUUCGUCGGUGCAGAGCAGCGCAGCUGGGAACGGGGUGCCGUGGUGAACCCAGCACCGCCACCGCGCCCGUCGGCCAGGGCCCCACGGGUCACGCCGCGCCUGGAGCAGAGGUGCCCGCGCUGGCCCAGUGCCGCUGCCCAGGCAGGCGCUUCCAGGACAAGAGCUGGCAGAGUGCAACAUGCGUCUGGCCCAAGCAGCAGGAGAAAAUGAGGUUUUAAGAGCCCACCAGCAAGGGCAGCUGCUGAUUCACAGGCUGAGGCAGGAAAGCAUCACAUAGUCUGAUCUUCUGCACCUGCAGUCCGGAAGACUUUGCCACGUUACCGCUGCGUUCAAUGACCUGUUUGACAAAGGCACCUUCAGGAGGGCGUUCAGCUGGACUCGAAGACAUCAGGACAUGGUAAAUCCACUGUCUCCUCCUUUGGCAGUCAAUCCCUUUGCAUCACCCCUACUGAAUUUUUUUCUAUGAUUAUUGCAUGCGAAUGGGGCUAAUGAAGUUUUUAUUCAGCAGUAGUGUGUUCCCAACUUUGCGCUCCUCCUGGGUUUUAUGCUUUUUCUUUUCUAUAUCUCACUGCUCAUUUCUUUUUGUCCAGAGGUAAGUUUAAUCAUGAAGAGGAGAAGGGCAUGAGGUUCCUCUCGUUCUGCCUGUCCCAUACUCUCAGGCGCAUUCUCAUGCCCACCCCCCCCUUUAGCUUUUCUUUUCAUUCGAGGUCCUCCCUGUUGUCCCCACCACGAGAGUUUUUUUCCACUCACCCAGCUCCCUCUGCCUCUCCCCACAACCCCAUUCUCCCCUUAUCUUUUCCCACCUGCCAUUGCCAUUGCGGCUGGUUUGCGAGGAGGUCCCCAGAGCUGAUACUGCUGUAGCUGUGUGGGUGCGUUAAUGGCCACAACUGAAAGCAGAACCUGGGCAUCGCACGCCGUGACCACAACUGAGCACUGCUGCUUUUCCUUCUCCCAGUCUGCCCCUCUUCCAUCAGAUCUCUGCUUUUGGCUGAUUUCCAGCUCACAAUUACUUAUGGAAACAUGGCAGCUCCUACCCAGCUAUGGACAUCCUUCACCCACAGGCACAGGAAAGCAAGGCCCAGGCUGCAGGAGCAGAGGUGGCGGUGGUGACCACGAGCAGUAAACAGGACGCAGCACCAGAAGAGGCACUGCCCAACGCCGCUGCUCCACAGCAGGCAACCGCGUUGGGCUAGCGUGCACCUCCGGGGCUGCGCAGGGCUGGUGCUCGUCCGAGCACUUUCUCACCACCCCCGCUGCUGGUGUGCAUUCAUCCCUUUAAUUCAUGGCCGAGACCCUGGGCCUGUUCCCACCAGGGAGCUGGAAAGGGGAAGGAGGCACAAACGUCUGUGUCGCCAGUGGAGCCCCCAGCUUCUUCCAGCAGCAGAAUCUGCUCUGUGCCAGGGCCAGGCAGCGAGAGCAUCCAGAUGUUGGCUCCUGCGCGGCUGGGCUGGGUGGGCACCCCACAUGCCCCACCAGUUGCCUCAACUUCCCCCUCCUGCCCCCCGCUUUGGAAGGAAAGCAGAGGGCUGGAGGGACAGAGGAGGCAACAGCACUUCGGUCUGCUCCAAGAUGGGGCUUGGGCUCUCAGCAGGUUCUGAAAUGCAGCCAGGCACGUUCCCACCUAUUCCUGCCACUGUAGCUGUUUUCUACUGCUCUCUAUUUUUACACUUCCAUUUCUUUUUCCCCUUGCUCUGGAGGGGACCCUCUCCCAAGAACUGCAAUGUUUUUUUAAUAAGUAUUUUUCAAGUAGCUGGCUGAGUCCCUGGAAAGGAUAAUGAGAUCAUUUUCAUUGCAGAAUGCAAAGCCAUGCAAGCCUUUCCUGUUUGUUAUUUCUCCCCUGUAGAAUCUGACCAUGCUGCUGAUAAUUUAUGUUUGUUGAUAUUCCUCGGCAGCCAAACAUACAGAAUGUGCCCUAGACAGUAUCCAAAUGUGAUUAGACCUGAGGUACCCGUUUCCUAUGAACAUAGAGAAUUGGAAAUUAUCACUAGAACUGCAGAGAAAUAACCUUUAGGGCUCAUUAAAAUUCCACAAACGCAAACUCUGUUCCUGCUUUCCCUUUCAUGAAGCCAGCCCGGUGCUGCAGAUGCUCAGUGUGCAGGCGGGCUGGGACCCUCCUCUCCCCCUUUAAUCUGCUCCUCGGGUUCAGGCAAAGACUUGGCACGCCGCAUGUUUAUGUCUCCUUCCCCCCUGGGAGGCGUGCUGUAAAUCUGAGGGCAAUAUCUCUAUCGAGAGACCCGGCAGCUCUACCUCUGCGCUGGGUUUUGGCUGUGGGGGACGGAAGGGAAGGCGGCAGGAGCGGGCGAUGGCGCAGACCCCGGGCGGGCAGGGCCGGAGGAGGCCCCGGGCACGCGGGCUGGCGGCCAUGCGGUUACCAGCGGGCGGUGGGGCCCUGCCCCAUAUCCGUGCACCGGCGGGGGGCCCUCGCCCCACAGCCACCUCCGCGCCCACCUCCAUGUCCACGUCCAUGUCCACGUCCGCGCCCACGUCCACCUCCAUGUCCCCGGCCUGGCCGGACCGCACUGCACCGGGGCGGCCGGCCGCGGCACUCGAACCUUACGGAGCGACCGAAAGUGCCGAGGACGCAGAACCUUCUUAUUAUUAAACAGAUGGGAAAUUGA